AUGACAUGGUCCGCAAGCAGUUGUUUCUUUACUCUGUUCGUGCUGUACCUUUGGCGGGUUGGAGACAUCGCAGAAGCUUGCAAAUGCCGCACUCCGCAUCCUCAACAGGCUUUUUGCAACGCAGACGUCGGUAAGCCAAUUUUGGCAAGAUUUGACUUUUUAACUUCUCCACAUGUUGAGUUACUACUGUCUCAGUAUGCAACAUGCUAACAUUUUAUGAAUUGUCUGUGGUCGUUGUAAUAAUAAUAAUUUGGACACUGUCAUUAAGCCUAUAUUUACAUUCUCACACAAUUAUUUACAUAAGUAGACAACAGUAAGAUGGGCUACAGCCAGGGCUCUCCAACCCUGUUCCUGAAGGUCUUCAAUCCAACCCGUUGUAACUAACCUGAUUCAGUUGAUCAACAAGGUAAUUAUUAGAUUCAGGUGCGCUAGAAUAGGAUGGAAUGUAAACCUACAGGACGGUAGCUCUCCAGGAACAGGGUUGAGAACUCUGCUACACUAAGUGUUAUAUUUUGCUUUUGGCAAAAACAGUAUGCCUACAGAUGUAUUAUUUGUCCAAAAGCUAAAUGAGAUAGAUAGCUACUGUGUACAAAACAUUUAAAGGCCACCUGCUCUUUCCAUGACAUAGACUGGCCAGGUGAAAGCUAUGAUCCUUUAUUGAUGUCACUUGUUAAAUCCACUUAAAUCAGUGUAGAUUAAGCGGAGACAGGUUAAAGAAGGCUGUUUAAACCUUGAGACAUGGAUUGUGUGUGUUAAUAUUGUCUUACAUUUAGCCCAAGGUAUUGUUGUAGUGUAGACUAUUGAAAUAAAAUAUUGGUAGGCUAUAUCACUUAUUUUUGACAGGUUCUGUUUCAUUAUAUUAAGAGGGAUGGCCUGCUUUAUGUACAACAUACCGGUAAUAACGAGGGAACGGUGGAGGGUGGAAUAGUCUCUCCUAUUUCCUGUCACAUUCAUCCUCUAUUGCAAGUGUCAGACUCAUUCCACGCAGGGCCGAGUGUCUGCGGCUCUUUGCUGCACCGUUGUUCUAUGAUAUCAUGGCGUUCAGCAAACAAUCGUGUAAGUGCAUGCCGCCACCUAUUGUGCUGGAAUGUACUAUCAAUCAUUAUCUGCCCAAUUCUGUAGUACCAUGAAAACCAAAUAAAUACCUAACUUCUACCACCCCCUCCCCCCAAAACCCCUCCACAACCCCAUUAAACUUAAUCUACAUCAUGCUGAAACACUCCACCUGUAGGAUUGUUCAGCAUGUCAAAAACCAUUUCAACAGUAACAUCUGUUACACCCAAUAUCUCUUUUGCCAUCUCCACAUUAACCUUCAACCUGACAUUUCUGAUUUCCACAACCUGAGUCGUAUUGAUAACCUUAUCAAUAAAAGCUAUGAAGUCAACUUUAUUCAUUAUCAAAGUGUCCUUACACACCGCACAUUCAUGAGCACAAGAUGUUUUGCCUGUGUGUAUUCUGGUUAUGUUUUUUCCCCAAAGAUUGCUGACUAGCUUCCUCCUGUGUCGGCUCAGGAGCCUCAGAGCAGGCCAGGCACAUUCCUUUCUGAUUACAGCUGAGGCGCUCAUAUGCCUCUCCUAUGCGUAACAAUGUUAAACCAUCAGUGUGACUGACCAGUAUAGAGGAGUUCAAUAACGUUAGUUAAACCAUGUUUCUCUUUUCUAGUGAUCAGGGCAAAGGUGGUUGGAGUGAAACUUGUGUCUGGUAACAUCCUCAAGUAUGACAUCCAACAGAUCAAGGUAUGAUCAGCCUUUUUAUUAAGUGGUUGUUCCUUCCUGCACUGAAAUGUUGAAGCCCCCUGAACCCCAGUCUGACAGCUGGUCCCAAUUCGCUCCCUUAGCUCCAACCCUUCAAUGUUUGCAGAUCUGGGUAGGUAUAAACAGUGUAGUUGUGGCGCAUCCACCGUACUGGUCCUAGACUAUGGUGACAUCCUCUAUAUGAACUCAGCUGCCCCUUCAAUAAAGCCAUUAGAUGCAGUUUAUCAAGGCUUUAUUACGGGUGACUGGUUUAGUACUCAUCACUACAUUCUCUACCAGAUAGUUGGUUGGCGCUAUUUGAUGUCACAGGUUCUUUUACGAAGCCCUUUUACAAAAACUCCCACUGUACCUUACAUCAUUACUAUCCUUUCGACACAUGAGUUACCACACCUGGUCUCAGGGAUGGCUAACUCUGGAAAUUCCUUUGGUCUCUGAGUUAGGUAAACCAGCUUUUUUUUUGCACUGUAUUUGUAGAACAAGCUUCAACAUUUUCUAAACGUUGGAUGUUUUGGUGCCUCUAGAUCAAUUCAGGAAACUGACUGAGGACCUUAUUACAGAUUAUUUUUUAUGACUUUAUGCUUGCGUUUUGUGUGUUUCUGUAAUUCAGGGCUCAUCUGUAAAAUAGACCUUGAUUAAAUAAAGUAUUGCUUCCACUUUACAGAUCUGGAAACAUCAAAGGGCUUUAGACUGAGGGGAUGGGGUAUAAGAAGGGAAUUAGUAAAGACUGACAGUGCCUGAGCGCUGCAGUCAGUGAGGUUCAAAACUGUAUAUGUAGGUGUUUUGACAGAUCCUUCUUUUUCUCCUCCUUGUGAUUGGAUAGAUGUUCAAAGGUCCUGACCGGGUUAUCCACGCCAUCUUCACUGCAUCCUCCCCAGCCGCAUGCGGCGUGACUCUGGAAAUCAACAAGGAGUAUCUCUUCAUAGGUGCAGUUCUCACUACGUUACCCAAGUUCCAUUGCCAGCACUGGUUAACCCUAUCAGUCCUGAGACCCCAGCAAAAAUGUGCUUUUCAUUUAUCUGCAUGUCCAGCCCUUACAUUUAGCCUCACAGUAAAUUGCUUUACCAUUUUAUUUUCAGGACAGCCAGGGCUACAAGUAAAACACAAAACAAUUUGAUAUUAGUUUUAUUGACAAAUGUCAACAACAAAAAAAUCCACCAAGUCAGAAACUUGAAAAGUACAGAAAUGGUGUCCUCAGUGGGAAUUAAUAUCCAACCAGUCAGUGACAACUGUUUGGUGUUUGUGACAGCAACUAUGUAAGCGUAUUAAAGAUGGAUCAUUGGAAAUCCGAGGACAUAUGUAGAAUAACCCCUUACCUUCUAAGGACUCUUGUGAUCUUCGUGGAGCAAAACGUGUUCAUAGUCUCAGCUUUUCAUAAAUUGUUUUUAAUAGUACUUCAAGCCAUUUGGACUCUACAGACGUUUUUGUAAAAGACCCAGCCCUUGGCCCCUUUGGGAUCUGCCCUUGUCCCACAAACCCCGCUCUAGCUCAGCUGCUGUUAAUCACAAACUAAUGGUUGGUACCAACAUUUGCAGAAGUGGACUAAUCCAAAAACUGAGCUUACUCAAGAAAGCCCACCUUGAAUCGCAUUUUGAAGUAUGCAAAAAAAAGCUCAACACUUGGGAUUCUGUAGCUAUGUGGCAAAAAGUUGUGGUCUGACAAAACUAAGAUGUAACUUCUUGGCCUAAAUGCAAAGCGUUACCCAACACUGCAAAUCACCCAAAGAACACUAUCCCUACUGUGAAGCAUGGUGGCAGCAUCAUGUUAUGAGGAUGUUUCUCAUCAUUGGGGAUAGAAGGGAAAAUGAAUGGCACAGUGUACAAAAAUAAAUGCAACAUGCAUCAAUUUCGAAGAUUUUACUGAGUUACAGUUCAUAUGGAAAUCCUAAUUAGCCCCUAAUCUAUGGAUUUAACAUGAUUGGGAAUACAGAUAUGCAUCUGUCGGUCACAGAUCCCUUAAAAAAAAGUUAGGGGCAUUGAUCAGAGAACCAGUCAGUAUCUGGUGUGACCAUUUGCCUCAUGCAGCACGACAUUUCCUUUGCGUAGAGUUGAUCAGGCUGGUGAUUGUGGCCCGUGGAAUGUUGUCCCACUCUUCAAUGGCUGUGUGCAGUUGCUGGAUAUUGGCGGGAACUGGAACACUCUGUCCAUCCAGAGCAUUCCAAACAUGCUCAAUGGGUGACAUGUCUGGUGAGUAUGGAGGCCAUUGAAGAACGGACAUUUUCAGCUUCCAGGAGUUGUGUACAGAUCCUUGCGACAUGGGGCUGUGCAUUAUCAUGCUGAAACAUGAGGUGGUGGCAGAUGAAUGGCACAACAAUGGGCUUCAGGAUCUCGUCACGGUAUCUCUGUGCAUUCAAACUGCCAUCGAUUUAAAAUGUAAUUGUGUUUGUUUACAAUGUUGACAUCAGCAAACCGCUUGCCCACACGACGCCAUCCACUUGAUCUGCCAUCUGCCCGGCACAGUUGAAACCGGGAAUAAUCCGUGAAGAGCACACUUCUCCAACUUGCCAGUUGCCAUCGACGGUGAGCAUUAGCCCACUGAAGUCUGUUAAGACACUGAACUGCAGUCACGUCAACCCUGAUGAGGACAACGUGCACGCAGAUUAACUUUUCGGAGACUGUUUCUGACAGUUUGUGCAGAAAUUCUUCGGUUGUGCAAUCCCAGGUGACUGGUUUCAAUUCUCUAAAAUGACGUUGGUGGCAGCUUAUGGUAGAGAAAUAAACAUUAUUCUCUGGCAACAGCUCUGGUUGACAUUCCUGCAGUCAUGCCAAUUGCAUGCUCCCUCAACUUGAGACAUCUGUGGCAUUGUGUUGUGACAAAACUACACAUUUUAGUGGCCUUUUAUUGUCCCCAGCACCUGCGUUCAAACAACUUCUUGAUAUGCCACACCUGUCAGGUGGAUGGAAUAUCAUAUAUUGGCCAAGGAGAAGUGCUCACGAACAGGGAUGUAAACAAAUUUGUGCACAAUUUGAGAGCGACGCAUUUUGUGCAAAUGGAACAUUUCUGGGGUCUAUUUUUAUUUCAGCACAUGAAACAUGGGCCCAAGACUUUACAUGUUGCGUUUUUAAUUUUGUUCAAUGUAAAUCCAUGAAACUGAGGCACUGACACAACAAAAUGUGAGAAGUUCAAGGAGCUUAGACUUUCUAUAGGCACUGUAAAACGUUUACAACUAAUCCAUUACUUACUUAUUAUUAGUAUGUACACUUAUGAUGAGAUAUCUGUGUUAUGGGCUGCAUCAGUAUGUCUUUACGCUCCAGGGUGAAGUUUUCCCCCAGGGACGUAGGCCAAUCCUAACCUUAACCAUUAGUGGAAUAAAUGCUAAACUGAGCCGAGAUCAGCGUCUAGGGUCCACUUUACCCUUCACCAUGUUUUCCCUACAGCACUUUGACUCACUAUCUCCUCUGUCUGUAGGCAUGCUGGAGACUGGAAGGAUGUACAUAACACUGUGUGGCUAUAAUCUGCCCUGGGAGGACUUGAGUGCCGGACAAAAGAAGAGCUUGAAUCACCGCUACCAAAGUGGCUGCGAUUGCAAGGUGUGAUGGGAAUUAUAGUAAUAUUACUAUACACCAGUUUUGUUUUAAUAUUUACAUGGGACAUUUUCUUAAAGGGAGUAUACUACUCUGGUCACAUUGGCAAAAUGCAUGAGCUAGAGUAUUGUGGUAAUGAGCAGUCAGUGAUCUUGGGCUUUCUCUCUCCCUACUCCGAUACACAGGUCAUCCACUGCAUUUCCCUCCCCUGUCCGACCAGUGCCACAGAUGCAUGCCUGUGGACAGACUGGGGGACUGACAAUGGCCGUAACCUUGCCUGUAUCAAGAGGAGAGAUGGGACUUGUGAAUGGAAGUAGUUCCUGGAUAUUGAAAACUCCUUAACUCUAAAGGCUAUCCACUCACUGUUCGAUGACUAAAGAUGCCUGUAAUAAAUAAGAUUAACAGAAAGCUGCAAUUUUUGUUUUAAAUGAACCAGAAUUGCUUACUGGUAACUUCUACAAAUGCAAUAAAAACAAACUAAUCAAAUAUAGCCCUCCAAGUUGUCAUUUACUGUGCCACUCAU
Molecule: messenger RNA, 5798 nt
Organism: Coregonus sp. 'balchen'
Lineage: Eukaryota; Metazoa; Chordata; Actinopteri; Salmoniformes; Salmonidae
Source: the annotation of a GenBank genome assembly